CGGGGCGCGUAGGUGGUGGGCGCAAGCGGAAGUCGGGGAUGCUGCUCCAGACCUUGCGUUCGGAGGCUGUCAUGCCCUCUUCACGCGGGAAUCCCAGCCGAAGACACUCCGCACACAAGAAACAACAUUGGAUAAUACGACGGCAGCGCCUACCCUGCCCUGCCCUGGUUCAUCGUGGCAUUCGCGACUGCAAUCUCUCUCUAAAGUAUCUAGUCCGUUAACCGAUAGCCUUGCACUCCGCCCAUCGUCGCAUUCCUAGCUUUCAAACUGUCUGAUUGACAGCCUCCAGCGCCGCUGGUUUCGCCAACCCUCCAGUCCUCCCUCGAAACCCGCCCGUAUUUCGGCGCCACUCUACACUGAUGCAAACAAAACCCGCAUGGUCCUUGUCGACGUCCUCACUGCCGACCGCUACCUCUCUUAGCCGCGUCUAUCCAUGGCUGUCCGCGAUGCCGUCGUCCCUACUCCGGUCUCUAGCCCGCCGGCGCCGGCCCUGCACGAGGGAAGCGCUAGUAACAUGUCAAGCCCUCUGAGCGAUGUCGAGGACAAGGAUGGCGACUCUGAUAUCAUGGAUCUCGAGUUGAUGCGCAAGAACCCUGGCGGCGACUACGGUGCCCAGGGAGACACGUCCACGAGCCUAGACCACGAAGAGAGCGGUCCCGACGACGGCGAUCAUGACGACGAUUCCAACUUGUCCGACGUCGACAUCAACGACUCAGAGGCCGAGACAGAGCGCCUGUAUGACAGUCCCGCCAAACAUAAAGCCUCCAGGAAUGGCUCACCUGUUCGCGUUGACCACGGGCGCGAUUUCCAGGCCAGUCCGAGCAAGCUAAAUCAACAAACGAGGGCUGCCGCAAGAGGCCGUGGUGGUGGCUCGGGCAACGGCACUGGGUCGUCUUCUGAAAAGGACCAGAGUGACAGCGAAUCCUCUGCGACCCCGGCGGCCCGUAAGCCUGUCCGGGAGGUUCCUGUUGCUAAAACGCCACCCAAGUCGAGGGAUGUGCGGCGUCGAGGUAGCCAGUCGUCAGACCGUGGAAAUGACCCCCUAGACUCGAACAAAAAUUCGACCUCGGACACUCGGAAGCGAAAACGGUCGCCCGCAACGGAAUGCGUUGAAGCCGACCAGCCAGUCAGAAAGCGCAUUGGCUCCGUGCCAAUAGCCACAGAUGGCGUCGACGAGACCACCACCAUUGCCAGUACUGCGGAUGACGCCGAUGCUACCCCAGUGGAUAUACAGAGUGGGGAGCACUCGGAAGAUGAGGUGCUUCCGAGUGGGCGCGCCUCCAAGCGCGAGGCAGUCAGCCCGACGAGAUCCAAGCGCAGCGUGGCCAGGAAGGAAAAGCAGACCCGCGGCGGCGAUGUUGGCGACCCUAACGGUGCUGAUAAUCCCCCCGGAUCCGGACGGGUCGAACAGGGCGCCGUACCUGGGGAGGAUGAACAUGCCGAGGUCGACGCAGAUGUUGACCACGAGGAGGCCGAUGUCGACGUGGACAACGAAGGCGAUGCCGACACCUCACAUAAAGACGAAGAAGAAUUGGGACGCAGGAAGGCAGCUCAAGAGUUCAUUCUCGAGCUAGAAAAGUCGUUCGCCGAUUUUCGAGACCAAUAUUACGAAGAGCGCAUCCGCCUCCUGAAUGAGGAAGAAGCAAUGCUCACGGCCGCGGAGCCAACGCACCCCGAGUACUUGGCUAUGAUGCAUAGCGUGGAUUCUCGUCGCGACGAUAAGCUUCGGAUCGUCGAGGCCGAAUAUAAGCUCAACCAAGAGUCACUCCAGCGGUGGGCUGUUGCCGGGAGAGCUCAGAUCAUGUCACAGUACUACCAGGACGUACGGAAAACCCGGGAGGAGGUCCUGGAAGAGCUGGGUGACGAGUGGUACCGGAUACAACAACAGCGGCGCUUCCAUGCGAACAACAUUGCCGAUUUCAGCCUGCGCUACCCGGAUGCCAGACCGAAAGCACUCAAGCAGGCCAUCGCCUACAACAAGGAGGUUUCUAUCUUGUCCGGCAUUGCCAAGCACCGUGGCUUCCCCGGAGCCCCUGAGAUUGCUGGCGCCAGCCUGGCCGAGAUCGAAGACGACCUUGAGGAGAUCUCUCAAGCACGGAGAGGUGUCCACCAUGCCGGCGCAGUCGCGGCCACUUUUCAAGACUAUGGUGCUAUUCCAAACGAGCGGAUUCUCGGCCCUGCAGGUGCUGAGUUCCUGAAGCAAACCCCUUGGGCGAAUCCGAGUCACCCGUCCCAUCAACAUCCUCGGCCACAAAGCAAGACCCCUGGAACCGCCCAAACAAACAGUCCAGCACUCGCGCCACAUCCUCACCGGCACCCUCACGCUUCGAGACGUCACGAGCACUCGGAUCAUCCGUCUAUCAUUGACGGAACCUCGCGGCUUUCCCCCCUGCCGCACAAACCAGGAUUAGUACUCGCUCCUGAGGCCAACGCGUGAUCGGCAGAUCAAAUAAGCCCUUGUCUUGCGAUUCAGGUGUUUUAUCUUCCCCUUGUGUUCUUCAUCACAUGUACUACAUCACCGCACUUUUAUGCCUUUCCUUUCCUCUUGCCGACUAUUACGUGUCUGGAUGGAUACCCAUAUUCCCGCAUCUCUGGCGGUCGUCCGGGACUUGAGCCCAGCGCUUUCUCUUCCUUGUCUUGGUUGUCUCCCAACCGUUCAUCUCGGUUACUAUCCCGACUUCAUAUAUGUGUUUACGUGAAGUGUCAACGGUUACAAGUUCGGUCAGCUUGCGAUACUACUCCGUACCGCGACUUCAUGCUCUGUAGAACAUGUCUUGGGGCUAUAGGUACGUAAAUAGAUAUGAGUGGGGAUGUGUCGUUUGCAACUUUGGCUUUUGUAAGUGAAAGAUACCACUGAGCCCCCUUGACCAGGGCUUCAAUGUGGGUAUAUACAUGGC
Molecule: messenger RNA, 2897 nt
Organism: Gaeumannomyces tritici R3-111a-1
Lineage: Eukaryota; Fungi; Ascomycota; Sordariomycetes; Magnaporthales; Magnaporthaceae
Exons: 4
Coding region: 434-2437 (667 amino acids)
Biological process (GO): negative regulation of transcription by RNA polymerase II
Cellular component (GO): Sin3-type complex
Molecular function (GO): histone deacetylase binding
Source: RefSeq, a predicted model, not a curated record